This is a messenger RNA of Teleopsis dalmanni, 687 nucleotides long. RefSeq lists its product as uncharacterized. NCBI's taxonomy places the organism in Eukaryota, Metazoa, Arthropoda, Insecta, Diptera, Diopsidae. The record is from RefSeq and is a predicted model, not a curated record. Bases 1 to 687 code for a protein of 228 amino acids. The transcript has 2 exons.
AUGUCGAACACAAAUUUCACCUCACAGAAUAUUGACAUUGGUGAAAAACCAACUGUCAACCAACCCACCAGCGUAGCACCGGAUGAAACUACCUCAGAUACGGAGACAGCAGCAAGUGUUUUCGAUCCAUCAGUUUAUGCUGGUUUGGUGCCACCGGAAAUAUUUCAGCAAUAUCUAAAUCAAUUUGGUGGUGCCUAUGUACCUUAUCCAGUUGCAGCUGCUGCUUAUCCAGCACCAAUGGGCUAUGUGCCACCACCACCACCACCUGGCUAUCCAAAUCCUUAUGUUGUGCAAACAGGCUAUGAAGGCUUCUUAGUACCCACCACAGAUGUUAGUGAAAAUACCAAUAAUAAUGAUGGUACGGAGAGUGUUCUUUCGUUAGUUCUAAAUCCACUCAGUAUGUUAGGGAAUAUAUUCUCCACCACUGUGUUUCGUGUCAUAGCAGCAGUCUUAUCUACAAUUGUUAUGAUCUUCUUCAGCACUGCUAUACGUAAUUUUAUUUGUACUUUUACACCUUUCUGUGAUGCGGCCAAUGCCCUGAAACGCAGUGGCACUGCUGAAGUGGUGGGACGCAUGAUUGCUGAUGAAAUGACACCGGAACGCAUACGUCGUACGACGGAAUUUGUGCGUAAUGCCUUACGUAAAUAUCAAGCCAUGCAGAAAUUAAGUGAUCAAAAGGAAGAUUAG